This is a messenger RNA of Raphanus sativus (radish), 737 nucleotides long. RefSeq names its product oleosin G-like. Bases 73 to 564 code for a protein of 163 amino acids. Gene Ontology annotation, biological process: lipid storage. Lineage: Eukaryota; Viridiplantae; Streptophyta; Magnoliopsida; Brassicales; Brassicaceae. The transcript has a single exon. The record is from RefSeq and is a predicted model, not a curated record. Gene Ontology annotation, cellular component: membrane; monolayer-surrounded lipid storage body.
CCAUAUGUUUUGCCCUUUCCUCUUUUUGUUCUCUGGUGACCCACACAAAAAUCAAACAAAUCACUCUCUACAAUGGCGGAAACGUUUUCACGCGGCGAUGCUCAAUAUCUCCCCAUCUACGGUGGCACCACCGAUAACAACAGCCCCUACGACUCGCUUCUCCGCCUUAUCCGAUCUCAUUCACCAACCUCCUCACAGCUCUUUAGUUACCUCGCUCUCUUUGUCUCCGUUGGAACCUUCCUUUUCCUUCUCGGCAUAGCCGUCACGGCAACAGCCAUAGGCUCCAUAGUGUUUAUUCCGUUGAUCAUCGUCUCUAGUCCGAUCUGGAUUCCCGUUUUUGUCGUCGUUGGCGGGUUCUUAUCGGUCACCGGAUUUCUUCUUGGAACGUUGGCCUUGGCGUCGUGGUCGUACCGUUAUUAUCAGGGCAUACAUCCGGUUGGAUCGGAUCAGAUGGAUUAUGCACGUAGUCGGAUCUAUGACACGGCCUCUCACGUCAAAGAUUACGCUAGAGAGUACGGUGGAUAUUUCCACGGCAGGGCUAAAGAUGCGGCUCCUGGUGCUUGAGUCUUGACCUGAAACGGUUCGUGUAGUUUGAUUCAUGGUAGUGUUAACCUAUCAUGGUUCGGUUAAUGGAUGAUGAACACGUUUCAUGGCAGUGUUAUAACUAAUAUUUUAUUUUGACGUUUGUAAGAAGAAAAAAAAAAGAUUAUUUUGGUUUAUGUACAAGCUUUAUAAGA